AUGGAAGUUUCUCAAAGAACAACCGGGUCUGAAUAUCCCUUUGGUGGAAGAGAUGAUACCUUUGACUGUUUCAAAGUGGGACGCACGGACGAGGAGUGGCUAGAGGACAUUUCGGAAACUGUCCGUGGUGGGCUUUCCUAUAUUUGGAGGACCAAAGACGAGAAAGUGAUUGAAGAGAAGCUUCAGAAGCUAAAAGACGACUUUCCAAGAGGAGGGCCGUAUGUGCUGACCCAUGGGGAUUUGGCCCUGUGUAAUAUCAUGGUCAAGGACGACAAGAUCAUUGCGAUUAUCGACUGGGAAAAGUCUGGGUACUUUCCUUGGUGGGCGGAGAAGUAUUUCUCCCGAAGCUGGACUUUGGAUGACCAGCGUGAACUUUUUGAAGGUGUUUGGGAGAGGGUUGCUCCAGAGUUGGCGGAUGGUCCUGCCUGGGAGGCCCUGGCUGAUCCAGUACAUGAGAUCAGAGGAGCCGUUCUCGACUGCAAAACUACCCACAGACCCCCUCUCCCUCCACUCUAUCGUGGGCCUUUCUGCAAAUGCCGCCCUUGGGGCCAGCUACUCCGAUCCCGGGAUCGUGGAGCCGAGAAUGUGCAUGAGGUGGUCGAGCGGGACAAACCUCAGGCGGUCGUAGCGCAAACAUGUAGAAAGCCAUUUUCAACCUCAACAAUCCCCGUCUAA
Molecule: messenger RNA, 675 nt
Organism: Fonsecaea pedrosoi CBS 271.37
Lineage: Eukaryota; Fungi; Ascomycota; Eurotiomycetes; Chaetothyriales; Herpotrichiellaceae
Exons: 2
Coding region: 1-675 (224 amino acids)
Source: RefSeq, a predicted model, not a curated record